UUUGACAAAUACAGUAAAAAUAAAAAAUUAUUUGUAUCAUUGAAUUACAUUUCAUGCGAGCCAUGGGUUGGAGGCAAAGAUAACUACUAUGCCUUCGCAAAGGCUGAGAACCCACUCUUAAAACCUCCUAAAGUGAGAAAACCGCCGUAUAUUCCAACGAACAUCGAUUGCUUGGACACUUUUGGGAAGAUUCGACUAAACGCCAACCAAAAUGGUUUGUCGCCAAAGAAUACACUUUGCGGUGAUCUUAACCUCGGGUUUGUGCCUAAAAACCCAAUGGGACAGAAUGUGUUGGGACAGCCCUACCCUUUCGAUAUAAUAAAGAACAAAACUCUUCACUUUCUGGCAAAUGCUUUACCAGUUUUGAAGCAAAGAAUGCAUACCAUUCCUAAAGUGGCCAAACUUUUUAAGCCAUCCGAUAUAUUUGAACAGCCUUCAGUCCCAUCCCAUCGACGGUUUGCUCGCGAAGCAAACGCCAGUUCAUCCGCAGGUGUAUUGAGUGAAGUGAAAACAAUUAAUAAUUCUGAGAAAAAUGGGACCGACUUUUUAAGACAAAAUCUAUGCGAAGGAAAUUCAAUAUGUCAAGCAUUUGAUGCUCUAAAAUCUGACGGACCCUUUUCCAAGACUUUUCUGAGUAACGUUGUGUCCGCCGUCUCUAAUGCGGCCACAAUUGGUAACAUAGCAUCGAUGGUCAACCAAUAUGGGGGACAGUUGAGUGAUUUGCAACCCAAUAACAACAAUAUGAAUGCAAAUAAUGACAAUAAAUCAACCAUUUCUCAAGUGUUGUCCACUUUGUCCACAAUAAGCGGAUCCAAUAACUAUAGUCCUUGGAUUUCAAUAAUCGAUUACAUUUCAAGUUUUCAGAAUUCAAAUAAAUUUCCGUCAAGACGUCGAAAACCACUCGAACCCGAAGAUCUACUGCCAGAACCUACUGAACAGUCAACCACUCCCUGUCCAGCCAUCGAAGAAUAUAUUUCUCCCACUUUUGCCCGUAAUUAUCAGGGAAUCUGGAAAUAUGUCGUUCAGAUUCCGAGCGAAGGUAAAAACAAAUGUGAUUUUAUAGAUGGAGCAUGUUCUGAAUCACCAAGAUGGGUCAGUUUAUUAGUGGCAGAGAUAUACUAUCCGGACGUUUACUUUCCAGUGUCGGGCGAAAAACCUCUAAAUCAUAUGAAUAUAAAUCAAAACAAUCAAAUAAUUAGUGUUAAAAACAAUCAUAAACUAAAAACAAGAAUCACUCCAUCCAUGAAUUUUCCCACAUAUGGGGAUGACUUGAGACGAAUGGAUGUUUCAGAAGAACAGCAAAAUAAGAGACAACAAAUCACACCAAGAAAUGGCAGAAAAGUGUCGACAAAAAUUAAAAUGCAAGACAUCGACGGUCUGGACGAUGAGAUGGUGGCGAAGACCAGCAAAACGCCGGUCAAGGAGUGUGACGGUUACGACAAAAUAGGCUGUUAUGUGGUUCGCGUAUAUUAUGACUGGUUUCUGGUGAACGGCAGCUGCAAGUGCUGGAAGUCUGUCAAAGGAAACCAAUACAACAGCAUUAAUGAAGCCAUUAAAAGGAUAUUCAUCGGCAAGUGGUAG
This is a messenger RNA of Medioppia subpectinata, 1581 nucleotides long. The record is from the annotation of a GenBank genome assembly. NCBI's taxonomy places the organism in Eukaryota, Metazoa, Arthropoda, Arachnida, Sarcoptiformes, Oppiidae.